Molecule: messenger RNA, 1744 nt
Organism: Mugil cephalus (flathead mullet)
Lineage: Eukaryota; Metazoa; Chordata; Actinopteri; Mugiliformes; Mugilidae
Gene: tmem35
Product: transmembrane protein 35
Exons: 2
Coding region: 180-665 (161 amino acids)
Biological process (GO): positive regulation of protein localization to cell surface; chaperone-mediated protein complex assembly
Cellular component (GO): endoplasmic reticulum
Molecular function (GO): acetylcholine receptor regulator activity
Source: RefSeq, a predicted model, not a curated record
UGGAUGAUAACACUUGUCUCCCGCUACUGGAUGAUGCAGAGCAGAGAGGGACCGCGUCGCCAUUUUUUUGCGGUUCGUCCUGAAGCCCAUCCCCCUGGUGCAUCUACACCGGGAAAUAGUCAAGACUUUCAUUCAAUUCAUUGAGAAGAAGAGCCUGGGCUGCCUGUGCGGUUGUAACAAUGCCUUCACCAAGGACAGUAACUAUUGUGGCCCUUUCUUUUGCUCUGGGUUUAUUUUUCGUGUUUAUGGGAACCAUCAAGCUGACUCCGAGACUAAGCAAAGAUGCAUACAGUGAAAUGAAAAGGGCCUACAAGAGUUAUGCCAAGGCAUUGCCAGGCCUGAAAAAGAUUGGGAUCAGCUCAGUCCUGCUUCGUAAGAUCAUUGGCUCUCUAGAGGUGGGUUGCGGCAUGGUGCUUACCCUGGUGCCAGGCAGGCCGAAGGAUGUGGCCAACUUCUUGCUGCUGCUUGUCAUGCUGGCGGUCCUGUUCUUCCACCAGCUAGUAGGAGACCCUCUGAAACGCUAUGCCCACGCUCUGGUCUUUGGUAUUCUGCUCACCUGCCGAUUGCUCAUUGCCCGGCAGAGUGAUGACCGGCCGGAGAGAGAGGACAGCAGGGAGGAACAGCACAUCAACGAUCAGGAAAAGAACAAGGUCAAGCAGUCUUAAGAUCUUCCACUUUGGUCCAAGCCACGGCGAAGGGAACCGGGUGCGCCUCAAGGGAUUGUAGUAAUUCAGAUUUCUAAGGAAACAGUCACUCCUAGUAAUAACACACUUAACACACACACACACACACAUCCUCUGUCCCAUCCAGCUGGCUGACUGAUUACUCCUACCUACUCUUCUGCACCCUUACUGUGAAAUGGAGAACUCCUACCCCAUCCAUCCUCUACAUAACUGUGGACAAUCAUACCUUGGAAACUCUGAUGAGCUUAGCUCAUCGCCACACUAGUCUGGUCCCUAUUUAUUUCAGUCCUACUCUGUGUUAAAUGUGUUUGUGUUUUUAACUCAAGUAUGAAUUUCGUUUAUGUUGUAAGUUGAUUUGAGAAUGCUGUUUUUCAUGAAAGAAUCUUUGUAGCUUGAUUUUCUAAUUUGUUUUUAUACUGUAGCUAGGAGAGACUGAUAAUUAACAAAUCCCAAGCAUGUUUAAUUUGGUCAAGAGCAUAGGACAUUAACGAAAAACCAGACAAAGAAUUUUGUACAAAUUAUACAUCAAUGAGUAUUACAUAUCCAUGUCUUACUUUGGCUCAGUGUUACCCGAAAGCUGCUUUACAAAGCUGGAACAUGGAGAUCCCCAUAUGUUUUUUCAUUUCAGUAGGUUAUUGCCAUAGCUGACUUUUUCUACAGUCUAUGGUCUUCACGUGAGUAUGCAUGAUAUUGUUUAUCCCACAGUAAGAUAAUCUUAAUAUCCUCUGUUUAUUCAGAUCUGUUAUCUCAAGUUUAGAUGGAAAAGACAGCACAGCAGUGACUGCCCAAGGUAUCUGCUGCUAGCUUGUACAGCAGAACAUGACCGUAUCAAAAAAAAAACAAAAAAACAUAAAUGUUUUUGCCUGUUCAGAAUUGAAUUUUACCAUUUGUAAUUCACAUUUUAAGUCUUAACCUUAGGUUCGUCUCAUGGGUUUUCGUUUUUAUUUGUGUUUUCUUUUAAAGAUGUGAAAAGCAUUCCUAUUUCAGUUGACCAUGGAGUCAAUUUUGAGAUUCACAAUAUUUCUGUAAAAGAUAUCCUUAAAAUAAAGAACUGGAGGAGA